Messenger RNA from Lotus japonicus, 1537 nucleotides. Its product is annotated as transcription factor KUA1. The record is from RefSeq and is a predicted model, not a curated record. Gene Ontology annotation, molecular function: DNA binding. The transcript has 3 exons. Lineage: Eukaryota; Viridiplantae; Streptophyta; Magnoliopsida; Fabales; Fabaceae. Bases 213 to 1223 code for a protein of 336 amino acids. Gene Ontology annotation, biological process: response to auxin; response to ethylene; response to gibberellin.
UCUUUCUAUCCCAUCUGCGAAAGCCUAGGGAGACCAAACCAAAAACCUUAAAAAAUAAAAAUAAAAAAAAAACCAAAAUUAAGACACAAAAUCCAUUCAGUACUUCUCUAACCUUAAAACCCUCAAAAAUUUCCAUGUGUCGGAACCUGUGAUUCGGAUCCCAACAACACAGUCCCUUCCUUCCCUCGUUCGAUCCGCUUCGGAACGCCGCCAUGACCCGGCGAUGCUCGCAUUGCAGCCAUGGUGGCCACAACGCCAGGACCUGCCCCAACCGCGGAGUCAAGCUUUUCGGUGUCCGAUUGACUGAUGGCUCGAUCCGGAAGAGUGCUAGUAUGGGUAAUCUCACCCACUACACUGGCUCCGGGUCUGGACCUCUUCUUGGUGGGUCCAAUAACCCUGAUUCUCCCGGUGAAACCCCUGAUCACGCCGCCGCUGCUGACGGUUACGCCUCUGAGGAUUUUGUUCCUGGCUCUUCUUCUAGCUCCCGUGAAAGAAAAAAGGGCACUCCAUGGACUGAGGAGGAACACAGAAUGUUUUUACUUGGAUUGCAGAAACUGGGCAAAGGUGAUUGGCGUGGAAUUGCAAGGAACUAUGUUAUUUCAAGGACACCUACUCAAGUGGCCAGUCAUGCUCAGAAAUAUUUCAUCAGGCAAAGCAAUGUGUCUAGGAGAAAGAGACGGUCCAGCUUGUUUGAUAUUGUUGCAGAUGAUGCGUCCGACACUCCAAUGGUAGAGCAAGACUUCUUGUCAGCUAAUCAGCUACAGACUGAAACAGAAGGCAAUAACCCUUUGCCUGCUCCUCCUCCCAUUGAUGAAGAGUGUGAAUCCAUGGAUUCCACAAACUCAAUAGAUGGAGACUCUGCCCUGUUAAAGCCCGACACUCCAAUACCGCCAACCUACCCGGUGUUAUAUCCUGCAUAUUAUCCUCCAUUCUACCCGUAUCCUCUGCCUUAUUGGUCUGGAUACAGUCCUGCAGAGCCCCCAAAGAAAGAGGAGACACAUGAAGUGGUGAAGCCAACUGCGGUGCUUUCCAAAAGCCCAAUCAAUGUGGAUGAACUUGUCGGCAUGUCAAAACUGAGUUUGGGAGACUCCAUUGGUGACUCUGGCCCCUCCUCUCUGUCUCGAAAACUCGUCGAAGAAGGACCUUCCAGACAAUCAGCUUUUCAUGCUACUCCAGCAUGUGGCAGUUCAAAUAUAAAUGGCAGUGUCAUACAUGCAGUUUAAGAACUGUUCUGGGAGCGUUAUGAAAAUCAAUAUGUGGUCUUGUGCAUCAUAUAUCUGGAUGUGAGAUAAGAUAACCUUAGUAUUUUUCUUCUUUUACAGCUAUUAACCUAGUUUGUUUAUUUGCUGGUAGGCAGUAGCAUCUAGGAAUUACUUGGGUCUAAACUAUGUUUGUUAGUAAUUUCAUUUCUCAGGGUUGUGUAAUGUAAAGUUGGUUGUGCAGUUUGACAACCUCUAGCAAGUUGUGCUUCCUUUUAAGUACUGGAUUAGAAUGUUCAAGUAUUUUUUUUAUUUAACCUCGACCUCGCUUGCUAAAA